Molecule: messenger RNA, 1792 nt
Organism: Castor canadensis (American beaver)
Lineage: Eukaryota; Metazoa; Chordata; Mammalia; Rodentia; Castoridae
Gene: Lrrc57
Product: leucine rich repeat containing 57
Cellular component (GO): cytoplasm
Molecular function (GO): protein binding
Source: RefSeq, a predicted model, not a curated record
GGAGGCGAGUCCCGGGCUCCCGUGUCCUUCGGAGGCUCCCGGAGACUCCUGGCCUCUGAACAGCUGCAAAAGCAGCAGGACUUGGUGUGCCGGCUGUCUGUUCUUCCCUUUCCUUUUUGCUCCUCCUGGGCUGGCCCCCAGGAUCCAGAGAUCGGGAGGAGGAAUCCGAGCCGCGGCGCGAGGAUGGGGAACAGUGCUCUCCGCGCUCAUGUAGAAACGGCGCAGAAAACUGGUGUGUUUCAGCUUAAGGACCGCGGGCUGACCGAGUUCCCCUCAGAGUUGCAGAAGCUGACCAGCAACCUUAGGACCAUCGACUUGUCCAACAACAAGAUCGAGAGCCUACCGCCCCUGCAGAUAGGGAAGUUCACUCUGCUGAAGAGCCUCUCCCUGAACAACAACAAACUGACUGUUUUACCUGCUGAGUUAUGCAAUCUGAAAAAACUGGAGACGCUAAGCCUAAACAACAAUCACCUGAGAGAGCUACCGUCUACCUUUGGGCAACUCUCUGCCCUCAAGACCCUGAGCCUUUCUGGGAACCAACUGGGAGCACUACCACCCCAACUUUGUAGCCUGCGGCACCUGGAUGUGGUAGAUCUUUCUAAAAACCAGAUUCGGAGUAUACCUGACACAGUGGGGGAGCUGCAGGCCAUCGAACUCAACCUCAACCAGAACCAGAUAUCUCAGAUCUCAGUAAAGAUAUCUUGCUGUCCUCGCCUUAAAGUUCUUCGCCUGGAAGAGAACUGUCUUGAGCUCAGCAUGCUUCCACAGAGCAUCCUCAGUGAUUCCCAGAUCUGUCUGCUUGCCGUGGAAGGCAAUCUUUUUGAAAUAAAGAAGCUGCGAGAACUGGAAGGCUAUGAUAAGUACAUGGAGAGGUUCACAGCCACCAAGAAGAAGUUUGCAUGAUCUCCAGGACCACGGGACCUUACAGGACACUGACUUGGAACCUCUGUUGGAAUCUGGCUGACUCAAAGGCCCCUGUUGUCAAGGAUACUGCAGUGAGUCGAGGACACUCUAGAAGAUUACAUUUUGCUCAGUGACCUUUUUCCUUUUCAGGGCAAUCUCUAUAAGCUCAAAGAAAAGGAAUCAGGAGAUGGGACGAGUCCUCCACUUUUGAGUCAUGGAUAGGGCAAUGGAUAAUGAGGAUCUUCAAAACCAUCAUUAGUUUGGCUUUAAGGAACCAGUAGCUAGUUGCUGUUUAUAUGGUGAGGGGGUGCUGCCUGGUAACAGAAUAGCUCCAUACCACAGCUUGAGAUUAUGUUUAGUUUUAAUGUGUGAGCUUUCAUAAAGUCAGUUGCCAUUCCACCUGUGUUAACACUUCAUCUUUUUAUAAAAUUUAUGUAAUUUGUGAGAAAUUGUUAUGGUUAAUCUAAGGAGUAAUGAUUUUACUCCAAUCCAUCAGCUCAGUUGCAGUGUUUAUACUUAGAAUUUAGGAGAUACAUAAAUAUGUGACUUUUUUUUUUUUUUUUUGUGGUACUGGGGCUCUAAUGUGGAACCUCACACCUGCUAGGCCAGCACUGUGACAGUCUGUUUGAUUAAAGUGUGUUUUGUCAGAGAAACACCAACAAAACACUAAGAGAUGUUCCCCAAGGCUGCCGUAGCAAAUUCUUACUGUUGCAGGUGCCUUACUGGUAGAGGGCUCUGAAGAGCUAAAACUGUAUAUGCAACACUUGUCAAAUUUAAAAUGAAUUUUAAACAUCAAGAUUUUCCUGAAGCUUUGUUUAAAAAUAUGUCUUUUAUUUCUGAUAAUCUUUCCCUUUUGUAUUUAUAACUCUACUAAUCACUUUCAAGAAAC